GUUGUAACCUCAUACUGCGCUAGUCUUCACGAGAUCUCCCUCACUCAUUUUUCUGUGCUCUUUUUACAAGUUGUCAAACCGCGAUGUGGGAACUACUUUUGCUGCUGCUUUCAUGUCAUGUUGCAUCUCCAGUGUUGCACUCCCUGAAGCAUGUCUACACUGCAUCCACCGAGGUCCCAAACUUCCCAGACUUUGUGGCAGUUAUGCUUGUUGAUGGAAUUCAAACAGAUCACUACUACAGCAACACCAAGAGAACAGUACCCACACAGGUCUGGAUGAACCAAGUCACAGCAGACGAUCCGGAGUACUGGAAAAGACAAACAUUGUUCACCGAGGAACAAGAGCGGAGAUGCAGGAACAGAAUUGAGAUAUUAAAGAGGCGCUUUAACCAGACCAGAGGAAUCCAUGUAUUGCAGGUGUUGCAUGGCUGUGAAUGGGAUGAUGAGACUGGAGAUGUUAAUGGUUUUGAUUUAGUUAGUUAUGAAGGAGAAGACAUCUUAACAUUGGACGUGAAUGCACAGAGGUGGAUUGCUUUAAAACCUGAACUUCUUAUAACCCAACAUAAGUGGAAUAAUGACAAAGGUUGGCUAGAAUUCAUGGAUCACCGUUUGAACCAGGAGUGCCCUGUGACGCUGAAGAACAGUUUGAAAUAUCAGAAGAGCACUCUGCAGAAAACAGACCGUCCGUUGCUGUCUCUCCUCCAGAAGACUCCCUUGUCUCCAGUGACCUGCCAUGCUACAGGUUUCUACCCUGGCAAGGCCGUUAUAUUUUGGAGCAGGGAUGGAGAGGAUCUUCACGAGCAUGUGGACCACAGCGAGCUCCUUCACAACCAUGACGACACCUUCCAGAUGAGCGUGGAUCUCGAUCUGUCGCUGGUCAAACCUGACGACUGGCCGCGGUACGAGUGUGUUUUUCAGCUCUCCGGUGUUGAGGAUGACAUAGUCAUCAAGCUGGACCCAGCCGUGAUCAAGACUAACUGGGUCAAGAAUCCCAGUGUCCCAACACUCCUCGUCACUUUGUCUGCAGUGGUCACAGUGGCUAUCGUGUUCAUAGCGGCCACAGGGAUCCUAGUUUACAAAAAGAAAAAAGCCGAGAACCCUUCCAAUUCUCCUGACAACAACACUGAGCUCUCUGAGAACCUGAAUCCAGAGACCUGAUUCCACGCAGACCUCUUGAAGUAUUCCGGCACCGUGCCGGUUCACCGUUGUAACGGUCAAAGUGUCAAAUGUAAAAAUGAUGACAUAUGAGACAAACUAAAGGUUUAGUUAGGCCAUAGGAAUAAAAAAAAACCUUGUUUUGUGCCUGACACUUACAAAAACAGUUGCCGUUCAAGUUUAGAUUAUUAUUUCAAUAAAUUAGAAAUGAGAGAUUAAAUAUUUCAUUUCUAAUUUCAGAUUUCUUAAAUUCUCACAAAUGAACACACACAAAUAUGCUAACGCACGUGUAUACACAUUUGUAUAAGAUAAGGUAUAGUUGGAUACAAACACUAACAGUAACUGUUUUGUGACCGAGCCUCAAAAAUCUGUACUAUUUUUCCAGUUAUGUAAAUAUUCUUCUCAUAUAUUUUUUACAAAACGAAGUUUGGUAAAAAUCUAAUGUAAUCUAAUC
Messenger RNA from Seriola dumerili (greater amberjack), 1608 nucleotides. Its product is annotated as class I histocompatibility antigen, F10 alpha chain-like. The record is from RefSeq and is a predicted model, not a curated record. Gene Ontology annotation, biological process: immune response. The transcript has 7 exons. NCBI's taxonomy places the organism in Eukaryota, Metazoa, Chordata, Actinopteri, Carangiformes, Carangidae. The coding region runs from base 84 to 1157 and encodes 357 amino acids. Gene Ontology annotation, cellular component: external side of plasma membrane.